AACAUGCAACUUUGAGACAGGCAGACAAUUGGACCCAUUGGUAGUUGCACUUGCACAUCCAUAUAGGAAACUCCCCUGCAAGUUAGAAGGCGCCUCUUCUCUGGUUGGCAUCCAGAUCGCUCCCAUCUGUGUCCGGCGUAAACCCGGUGUGCGCUGCUGCAGCCUCUUGUUCCAAGACUAAUUUAAGACAGCGCUUUGAACCCUGAGCCUAGUGUGCUGCAGCAGAGUGUUGUGAAUCUGUUAGGUGCACUGCUUAGUGAGUCCGGAGCACCGAGUAGAUUUUGGUCGCAGAACUUCAACAGCUAAACGAGGCAUUUUUAGUUUUAUUUUCUGUUCAUCAAGAGGACUUCAGCAGGAUUUUCAACAUGGAUACAGCUCGCGACUCUAUCGGGGAAAGUAAGCCGGUGUGCCAGUGUGCUCCAAAGUCCGCGGUCCACCGGUGGCUUCCAGGUUUCCCCAUCGCCCUGUGCUUGCUGAUGUCCCUGAGCUCCAUCACCGUGUGUCUUCUGAUGAGCCUCAAGACCUACCAGCUGGAGAACCGCCUGCAGAUGGAGACGGACAAAGCGUCCAUCUUCCACCCGCUGCGCACUGCUUGUCUAAACGAGGAUGGGACUCUAAUUCCAGAGCUGAGCACUUCGAUAGGGCAGUUCGUUGAAGAGAAAGUGGUGGUGCUGAUGCCAAAAUUGCGGACAACUAGGGAUGUUGGCCAAGAGUGCUCCUGUCCUCCAGGGCCUCCAGGAAAGCGUGGAAGGAUGGGAAGAAGAGGGGAAGCUGGACUGCCUGGCAAGGCUGGACGGGAUGGAUACCCGGGUCCUCUUGGCUUGGAUGGGAAACCAGGUUUCCCAGGUCCCAAAGGAAGCCAGGGACUAGCCGGACCCAAGGGAGAAAAGGGUGAUCAAGGAGACGUUGGACCCAGGAUGGUCUUCCCCAGAUAUGACCAUGGCUUUCUCUCUGGAGACCAGUCCAAUAGUUUUCAGAGACGUUUUCUGAAGGGUGACCAAGGCCAGGCUGGACCCGCUGGUCCUCCUGGUCCUCCAGGUCCCCCAGGUCCCCGAGGCCCCCCUGGGAACACAGGCAAGGACGGGCCACGUGGCCCUGCUGGCGAGCCGGGUUUUCCAGGUCAUGAUGGCGUUGAGGGGACACAAGGAUUGCCUGGGAAGCCGGGACAAGAUGGUGAGUCCGGCUAUCCGGGACCACAGGGUUCUCCAGGAGCGAAGGGCGAGUCCGGUACGGGAGGAAAAGGAGAGAGAGGCAUGGAUGGACUCCCAGGAUUGAAGGGAGACAAAGGGGAAAUAGGAGAGCAAGGCCAACAGGGACCCAUGGGUUAUCCCGGUGAAAAAGGCGCAACAGGCUCCUCAGACAUCAUCGACUUCAAUGGGAAGCUUCUAGACGCUUUCCAGGGUCCACCUGGACCACCUGGACCCCCAGGCUCUUCAGGGGAAAAGGGUGAGCUUGGUUUACCUGGGCCAGAGGGAGUCGAUGGGGAGAAGGGACCUAGAGGUGACAUAGGUGAGACAGGACCAGCUGGCGAGAUUGGAGAGAAGGGAGAGAUGGGACUCUCUGGGCCCGCUGGUAUGGACGGACACAAAGGAGAGAAAGGCGACUGCAGAAUAGAAGAUAACCUGGUUCAGAUGAUUUCGCAACCAGGCCCACCUGGCCCACCAGGGGUUCCCGGGUCCCCUGGAUCUAUGGGGCUGCAUGGUAUGCCUGGUCCUAAGGGUGAGCCUGGAUUCGGGAUAAAGGGAGAGAAAGGGGAAUAUGGUGCUCCUGGACUCAGAGGAUUAGACGGUCCCCAGGGCACAACUGGGUCUGCAGGGUUAGUGGGUCUUCCAGGUGCGAAGGGAGAAAAAGGCAGAUCAGGGGAGCCUGGACUAGACGGUUUCCCGGGUGUGAUGGGAGGGAAAGGUGAACGAGGCGAAAGAGGAGACAAGGGUGACCGAGGAUCAGUGGGAAAGAGGGGUCUAAAGGGCCAGAAGGGAGAGCAGGGUCCUCCAGGCCUGGACCAGCCCUGUCCUGUGGGACAGGAUGGGCUGCCCAUACCAGGCUGCUGGCACAAGUGAUGACUAACCAGCAGCAUGGAAUCUGUACAUAUUGAUAUGGUAUAUAUUGCAGUUGAAUACUACACCAACAACCCACUCCCUUUUUUUUUCCUUUUUUCAUAAAACAUUUUAUAUAAUAUAUUGAGAUUUUUUUUAACAAGGACAUUUUUUGAGUCUACAGUAUUACAAAAACUUUUUUAAACUUUAGAGAUCCAGUGUUGUUGAGAAUGCAGCUGUGGUUUUGAAGAGAAGAAACUGAACUGGCAGUUGCACUCUUACUUUGAAGGACAGUCCAGAUGACAGUGUUGGAGUGCCUUGACAGUCUAGCGGCCUCACUAACAAAGCCUGAGUUGCUGCCUGAUUGUAAUCAUGACCGCUGUAUGGACAUAAUGGUGUGUGCACUCACCCAGUCUCACGGAUGCUUGGCUGGAUGGACAGAUCUCUUUGGGAGUGGCCGCUGGAGGAAUGUGGGUCAGAACUCUCCUCUUCUCUCUCUGUUUUCUGAAAGGAGGCAAUGGCGAGACAGAAGCUCAAACGCAAGCGUCUCUCUCAGCCCUGAAUGGGCGUGGCGCCUGGUGGAGAAAGGACACUUAAACAGGCAGAGAGCACGAGGGGCAGAUUGGCCUUUUAUGAAGCAGAGUGAGCCAUGUAAUCCCUCAGUGACAUACUGAACUCUUGGGA
Messenger RNA from Anarrhichthys ocellatus (wolf-eel), 2720 nucleotides. Its product is annotated as collagen alpha-1(XXIII) chain-like. The transcript is spliced from 30 exons. Bases 366 to 2060 code for a protein of 564 amino acids. NCBI's taxonomy places the organism in Eukaryota, Metazoa, Chordata, Actinopteri, Perciformes, Anarhichadidae. The record is from RefSeq and is a predicted model, not a curated record.